Molecule: messenger RNA, 642 nt
Organism: Diutina rugosa
Lineage: Eukaryota; Fungi; Ascomycota; Pichiomycetes; Serinales; Debaryomycetaceae
Exons: 1
Coding region: 1-642 (213 amino acids)
Source: RefSeq, a predicted model, not a curated record
AUGUUGUCCACUUUGCUCGUUAUCGCCUUGUCGUCGUUUGCCAGAGCCGCCACCACCAUCACCCAGGAGUUUGUCGUGGAAGACUCUCCCUCUCCGACGGUCGCGGCGGAAGCCGUCACGGCGUUGGUGACGGGGGUCAACACCGCCUCCCCCGUUGAGCUGCCCAACACCGAAGCAGCCACUGACGACGCUACUCCUAACGUGACGCAAACGUUGGUGACCAUUCAGACGUCGCCCAACCAUGGCGAUGGUGGCGUGGGUGAUGGCCUCCUCGACACUCGCACCGGCCUCGUUACCGGCGUCGGAACUGGUGCCGGUAACUACACGCGCACCGACAUUAUCGGUAACGGCACCCGCACCGACACUGUCGUUACCGACACCGUCAACGGCAACCACACCCGUACCGACAUUAUUGGUGGCGGCGACAGAACCACCGAGACCGACACCAUGCCCGGCACCGAAACCGACACCAGAUUGCCUCCCGGGGCCACCGGUCCCGGCAACGCCACCACCGGCACAGCCACCGGAACCGCCAGACCCAACGGCACCAACGGCACCGCUACCGGCGCCGGUAACUUUGUCUACGGGGCCGACGCCAUGGUGGGAGCGAUCGCCGCCGGCGCCAUUGCUUUGCUUUUGUAA